Dermacentor silvarum is the source of this 2595-nucleotide messenger RNA. RefSeq names its product leucine-rich repeat transmembrane neuronal protein 1. Gene Ontology annotation, molecular function: protein binding. Lineage: Eukaryota; Metazoa; Arthropoda; Arachnida; Ixodida; Ixodidae. Gene Ontology annotation, cellular component: extracellular matrix. The transcript is spliced from 3 exons. Bases 182 to 1702 code for a protein of 506 amino acids. The record is from RefSeq and is a predicted model, not a curated record.
CACAGUUGUUAGUUCAGUCGUUGUGUGUGCCACGUCUCUUCUCUGUACUUCGUCUUUUGACUGGUUUUUACUAUUCAGUGUGUACCAACUGACCCAGAUAGCUACUCUACUUAAAUAUUACUACCUGACAUUCCUGCUGGGCUCUUCAUGUCGCAGGACGGACUCGUGCAACGCCGACGCGAUGACAGCGUGGCCUCUGGGAUAUCAGGUCUGCGGGUUGCUCUUGGCAUCCUAUCACUUCGCUGCGGUCAACAUGGUGGCGCCUGACGAGCCAGAGUUCGAGGAUAGCGACCAAAGAUUCUGCAGCAGAUACAAGUGCUGUCUUCAGGAGCCGGGCCAUCUGAACAUGGACUGCUCGGCCCGAAACGCCUCCGAGCUCCAAGGAGUCUCGGUUCCUGCACCGAUCGUGUCGCUGUCGCUGCAGCACAACAGCAUCUCGCAGCUACAGCCAGGCUCCUUCACGUUGGCGCCCACACUUUCGAGGCUUGACCUGUCGCACAACAAGAUCGCUUCUAUCUCACAAGGCUGGUGGCUGCCGAUCAGCGGCAACCAUAGUAACGCGACGUCGGGGCUCAAGUCCAGCAACGCGAUGCAGCUCGUCAACAGCUCUUCCUUCAACGGACUGAACACGCUCGUGGCACUCGACCUCAGCUACAACCGGAUCCGCAUCCUCAACGGCGAGAGCUUCGCGGGAUUGACGAAUCUCGAGGAACUCGUGGUGGACCACAACCCAAUCUACUAUUUGCGGGGCGACGCCUUCUCGCCUCUCCCGCGACUUCGCGUGCUUCAGAUGAACUACUUGGCGCACGUGGUAGUUCCUUCAACUGCCUUUCGUUUCGUGCCCCGCGUCAUGAGUCUAGGGCUGGCCGGUAACGGCCUCCGAAACGUGCCCCAGGGGGUCUUCCCGACGCUCAAGUCGCUGCGUUCUCUCGAUCUGAGCCGGAACCUGUUUAGAGUCAUCACCGGCUCGAACCUGCAUAGCUUGCCGAUGCUGAGCGUACUGCGUCUCAACGACCUGCACCAGCUAUCCAAGGUGGAUGCGCACGCCUUCGGAGUCCUGCCCAACCUGAAGGAGCUGCACCUCAGCUACAACCCGAAGCUGACGGAGGUAGCCAAGAACUUUAUUGUCUUGCCGCACGCUCGUCUUCUGUUGUUACCGGUGUUUAGCACCACUCGUGACAACAUUGCUCCCGAUAGUAUAUAUACAUUUUGCGGUCUUAUAGUACGAGCAAGCGGCCCCCAGCAGUCGUGCGACGUGCAGGUGGACCCGCAAGCCUUCCACAGCGACUUGCACGGCCACCGUGUGCAGCUUGACGAGCUUCACCUGCGCCACACGGGCCUGCGCAGCCUCUCCCCAAAGCUGCAGGACUGGAACCGACUCAAGGCCGUGGACCUGAGCGAGAACGCGUGGACGUGCGACUGUCGGCUCAGCUGGAUGGCGAACCUGGCGGCCAAGCUGCUGCCCGACCAAAGGCCCAAGUGCGCGGCACCACUCAGCCUGCAGGGGCGUCCCGUAGGUGACUUGCUGCCUUACGAGUUCUCGUGCGAAGAUGCCGGCUCGCCCGAGCUCACCUCGUCCAUCGUCCUGCUGUGCAUCAUCAUCGCGUCGGCAGCAGUCACUGUCGUCGGCAUGGUCAUCCACAAGCACUGCUCGCACCGACAGGCGCCAGGACAUUCGCGCAUUCUCGAGUCCACCGUCUGAUCCCAACGGGUGCACGCUUAGAGAGCUCACCGUAUCCUGCGCGAACAGUUCGCGCUGAGCCGUAUCAGUAAAUUGCGCCUCUGCAAUACCACAGAAGCCGCUCUUACCGCGAGAAGCUAGCCAUAAAACGACACGAACACGAAGGACGGGUGGUUACACCGCCCUGAAGGAACACCUCGCCAGAAGUUUCCGCUCCCGCUCACCGCGAACUCGUGGAUUUCGAAGGCGUCUGCUGAGGCAUAAUUGACGCACCACCGGCGGGAUUCUGGCCCCGAUUUAAGAAAUAAGACUUUUGACCACAGAAUUACCGAAAAUUGUGUUUUUUUGAAAGGAUACCCUUUCAGUUUAAGCUGAAUUAAUCUUUUUUCUUAAGUGUUCCAUUAAUUUGACCCCACACGGAUUCGAUACCUAUACAUCGACAAUAGAGGCUCUUCAAGUUCACACCGUUUCAAUUUCAGUGGGAGGCGUGCGUGCUCGAUGGCGUCAUGUAACAGUAAAUAACACGCGUGCUCGAAAGUGCCUGGCAUAUGCGCUUUAUUCUGUUUCCUUGUGCCUCACAAGGAAACAUCAUACAUUGGCAUCCUACAUUGUAUAUGUAUACAAUGCAGAUCAGCAAACGUUGGGUUCCGAGAGGGCGGCUUAAUACAAAAGCUCACAUUUGAAAGGCCUCUUCUUUGAAACAGAAGGGACAGGCAAGGGACAAAUAAGCAAGGGAUGUCAUUGUUUGGGUAGCUAAAAGCUUCUGAAAAGUAUUCCGAAAGUAGUUUGUAUGCCAGAGUGGUUCGUAAAUGAUUGUGCAGAGCAUGCUAUUAGCGAAGGUGCUCAGCUAAUGUCGAAGGAUCGCUUCGAAUAAAAAUGUGUGUGGAUUAUACCCCUGAUUCUAUGAAAUAUGG